CUUUUGUUGGCUCCUCUCUCUCGUUUUCGUCACCGCGCUUCAGUUUCUUGUGUUUGUCAGUUGCUUCAAUUAAAGCCUUCUUAAGAUCUUCUCUAUCUUUUUUUUAAUUGAUUUUUAUCUAUUUUUUCCCUCUUUCGUAUCAACAUGGAUCAUCCCCAGAAUGCUGCUGAUAAUCUUAAUUCGUCAAGGCAGCAUUCUGCUGAAUCCACCAGGGAGAAUCCCCCAAUCGUAUAUGACACAACAGAUGCCAUAAGCUAUAUGAGGAAAGUUAGAGACACGUAUUUAGAUCAAAAGGAAAAAUAUGAUGCGUUCAUUGACCUUAUGAGAGAGUACAAAGAUAAAAGGGUUGAUAAUCCGGGAGUCAUUGCCGGGUUGAAGAAACUGUUUGUAGAGCAUCCGAACUUACUUCUCGGUUUCAAUAAAUUCUUGCCCCUGGGGUUUGAAAUCACGUUGGAUAAUGAAGAAGAGGUUACCCCUGAUGAGCUCAUAGGGGAAUAUGAGGAUAAUGAAGAAGAGGUUACCCCUGAUGAGCUCAAAAGGGGAUAUGAGGAGGCUGUAGGUUUCGUUGACAAGAUAAAGGAGCGUUUUGGAAGCAACCACCCUACCUACACUUCUUUUGAGGACCAUUUGGAUGCCUACAAGGAUGGAGCCAAGAGCAUUGAUGAGCUCUACCGUGAGGUUGCGGCACUUUUCAAGGACCACCCAGAUUUGCUGGCCGAGUUCACCAAAUAUAUUCAAGAAGAUUAA
This is a messenger RNA of Oldenlandia corymbosa var. corymbosa, 747 nucleotides long. The record is from the annotation of a GenBank genome assembly. Lineage: Eukaryota; Viridiplantae; Streptophyta; Magnoliopsida; Gentianales; Rubiaceae.